Messenger RNA from Spizellomyces punctatus DAOM BR117, 4600 nucleotides. RefSeq lists its product as uncharacterized. Gene Ontology annotation, molecular function: SUMO ligase activity; zinc ion binding. Gene Ontology annotation, biological process: protein sumoylation. Lineage: Eukaryota; Fungi; Chytridiomycota; Chytridiomycetes; Spizellomycetales; Spizellomycetaceae. The coding region runs from base 1 to 4464 and encodes 1487 amino acids. The record is from RefSeq and is a predicted model, not a curated record. The transcript is spliced from 6 exons.
AUGACCCCCUUGUCGGAUAUCCAAAUGGAAACAGUGCCGAAAACUCCAGAAGAAGCGCACGCUGUAGCAGAAUUUUAUCGGCAAAAGUACGAACAGUCCUUGAAAUUAGCCAGAUCACUGAGCACGACUGUGAAAACCGCAGCUCCGAUCCGUAGUCCUCAGCAAGCACUCCUUCCUGCGGAAGCAGGAAUUAGCGCUGAAGCAUCACGUCAAUACAAUGGAAGUCCCUCUCAACAGGCCACAGUAACUGGUACUGCCGGGUCUCCCGCUUCCGCUGGGCCUGGCAAAGAUGCGGUCCCGUUGACACAGUCAAGUUGGACGUAUCCGUCGUCCCGAACACCUUCGCAGCCUACUACUUCAGCUUCAUUCCCGGGGAAGACGCUUUCAAAUGCAAUCAUCAACAGCGCUGCCCCCAUCCAAAUACAUCCCUCACAGAAAACUUCACCAGCUGGCAAGAAUGCUGACAUGCAAAACGCACCUGCGUCUUCGCAAGCUGCUAUCGUAGAGCCCGCAUGUUAUGCAAUUUUGCCAUCGUUGUACCCUUCAAAACCUAUUCCGCACUGUGUACAUGGGAGUGUCGAACACAUGGCAGCAUUCACUGCUAGUAUAUCGGAACAGCCCCCUGGAUCUGCUCGUAGGGUGCCCUCGUCGGAUGUGCUGGUCGAUUCUAUUAGUCCAGAUCUCACUACGCAGGACGCCGGUACUGCGUUUCUUGGUUCACACCUGCCGCUGGUAACGAAGGCCCAUAGAUGGCAGAGCUUGUCGGGAAAUGACUCGACGGUCACCGAUGCAGGAUCAGCCAGUCGUGAGGAUUCCAUGAAAACCAUACCUCAACCGGAUCCCCAGCAAAUGCCAGCGCCCCAAACAAGUCAAGCCACGAUGCAGCAUACCAGCCAAUCUCAACAAGCUUCCUUUCCUGCAAUGGCGCGGCAAACACAUUUGCAGGGAUACUUGAUCUCAAACAAUAUUGCAGCUGGCAUGCAUUUCGCGAAUGCACCGCAUUCAGGAGAGGGCGGCAUUCAAACAAAUGUCCAAUCAUGGACUUCUCUGGCUCCCGGCCGUUCACCUCAAGUACACAUUCCAUCUGCGAGCGGGCAAUUUCCGAAUGCUUUGAAUCAGCAAUCACAUUUCAUUGGACUUACUUGCGUGCAAGGAUCGGGAAGUAUUGCUCCAAUUUGGUACCCCGUAAAUUUGGUACAUGCGCAAGGCAUGGCUCACCUUCCCCAAGCAAUGCUGGCAAACCCAACCGUGACGCCAACACCCGACCGUAGUGCAGCAUUUGCGUCUGUUACACAUGCGCAGCUAAAGGCUUCGCAAUCCAGUGUAAGGCAACUGCGCCCUGCAGACCUCAGUACAUCGGGAUCUCUUAAGCUGGCAGCACAAACAUAUCAAUCGCAGCAUACGCCUCCAGCAGUCAGUAACACUCGGGACACUGCUGGCGCUGCCACAGGUCAAGUUCGGCCAACGUCAUCGGGGACUGUGGCUGAUACAACUUCGUCAGGAACGCGUCCAAAUCAUUACCAACAGCAGCAAGUCGCCAGAGGCUUGUAUGAAGGAACCUCAUCGGGUUCAAGUACAUCACACGUGAAUGAUAACGGCAAUUCACGGCAAAGAUGCUCGACGGGCGGGAAAUCUUUUGAGAAAAUCGUAAAGCGGGCUGCCCAUGUACACCAGCAAGAAAGCCAGCUUAGAGAAAUGUACGACGAUCUUGUUACAAAGGAGCGAAAAUUGCAUGAAGAGUUGCAUCAAGCUAGAUAUAGGCGGUUGGAAAUGGAAGGUCGAAUAAUGCCUCAACAGCCCAAGUCAAUCCAACAGCGAAUUGAACCUCGAACGGAUCCGCAAGGCACCGCAAGCGCAAGGUCCCAACAGCAAGCAGCUACGCAAAAGAGUCAUAAGAACCAGCCACCAGUAAUACAUUCGCAGCAACCGGUGUCAAGAACGCCGCAGAAGGUUCGUAUGCAGACUGUUCAGUCGCAGAAUACCCCUACUGUCACGACACAAACGUAUCAGGGCGAAACACAAGUCAGUCCCCCUCAGAACCCCCCGAACAGUACUUUUCAGCACAAUCCAGGCCCACUUCAAGUUCAACAACCACUGGGUGCGCCUUCAACUCAACAACAUCAGGACUACUUAAAAGAAUGGACCGGAUAUCGACGUCGUUACGCGCAAUUGGCCAGUGAAGUGACGGGAUUUUUGGCAAGGAAGCGGCCCGACUUUAUAACACCAGCAUCUGUGAUUCGAUGGUUACGUGAACUGGGCAAGCUUCUAGAAGGCGUAGAAUCGUAUUCGAUAGCGACGAAAGAGCUAGCAUGGUUCUGCAGUGUUGAGAAUGCUUAUUCCUGGAUGUAUGCUCCGUAUCUGAAGGCUGACUUAAUGGGGUGCUUUCGAGGAUUGAAGUUGCCCGUAUAUUUUGCACAAGUCUAUCACGUCUUCACAGUCGCCUCACAGUUCUCACAUCUGAUGCUUCCGGAAUUACUGGACGUUGUCAUGAACGGGCUCACGAUUCUCAAACAGCUCGAGCGUGUCAGGGUAUUAGAUCCAGAUAUCACCCCAUGGAGCUCGAAUUUUAAAGCCAAAUAUCUUGCUGUGAUGGAACUGCGUCUGCGUCAGAUUUCGAAGCAUGCAUCGACCAACGGCUGUGAAUCGUCGAUUCAGAAAGGUGUGCAGCAUCCUCAAACACAACCAAAUCUCGGUGAAGCACCGGUCGUUAGCGUCGAGGAUGCUACGCCAAAAUUUUCGGAACUUUUCCCGAUACGAAAAUGUUACUUGCGGCAUCCUAUCGAAAUUACACCCAAGACAACUUGCUUGUCAUUUCUGAUCACAGUAACCUCAAGUCUCUAUACCAUUAUCCGUAUGCAGGAUGCAAAGUCUGGUCCCCCUCGUCACUAUGUGCGGAUAAGUUGUAAUCGAUCGGAGGACACGAUAGAGACUUGGCCAUCAUUUGUAUCUGGAGUUACCUGCAACGACGUGCUUAUGGUAUCAGAUCGUAAAAGAUGUGACGGACCAAUCGUUUUGAAUGCUGCCCUCGUUGCAGGUAGUAAUAAGAUUGCGCUUACUUGUGACUGGGAUGGAAUUGACGAACAGACGAGGAUGGUUGCGGUUGACUAUAUUGUUUUUGUGGACAUGGACGAAGCAAUACAGGUAGUAAAGAAGCAGAGAAUUGAUUUCAAGACGAGCUGGGAUAGAUAUCUUCAGUCGCGAACCCAGACCCAUGGCGAUAGCCCUACUGCUCUCUUAGACCUUGUCGAUCCUACAACACGGAAGAAAUUGGAAAUUCCUGUUCGAACGUCAGGAUGCGCACAUGUAGCAUGCUUCGACCUGCAAACGUAUCUCAAGGAGCAACUCAAGCAUCGCAAGUUUACAUGUCCGAUUUGUCAUCUCGCGGCUGGUGUCCAAGACUUGCUCGUGGACGGCUGGAUUGAAGCGCUCUUGAGCAAAACGGAGCCGGAUGAGACGAAUGUACUGUUGAAGUUCCCUGCCAUGUCUAGUACAACCAACGAGGAACUCCCUCAUUCAGGCGCCAACGGUGAUAGUAAUGCCCGCAAUAAUACCGACGCGUUGCUUUUAGCGGACGAUGCACCGGAUGUCAUAGAGCUUCGAAUCCCACCGAUCCAGCGAGUGGACAGAAAAUAUAUACUGGUCGACACACCGUCGCCCGUGCUCACAGCGAGGAGUGGGGAGAUGAUGGAGGAUGUGGAGCUGCUGCCGAAUGUGGACGGUAGCGAAGAUGGCGCGGCGUCACCAGCAAAGGAUGCAGAAGAAUCUCUCACGGAGAUGAUAGUGGAUGUCGAAAACUCUGGUAUGGAAGUGGAUGAAGGUGACAAGACUAUUCAGAUUGCAGACGCAAGCGUUGAUCCGUCUCCCGGAAUGGAAAUGGAGGACAGUCGGGCAACCGAGGACACGAGAGGCGAGGCUGAGGAGCUGCCAAAUAAUGAUUUAGAGCACCGUGUGGCGGAGGAAUUGGCCAACUUACAAGUAUACGACCGCGUGCCUGAUAAGGUGACAGUAGCUGAGGACAAUGCCCAGGGAACGGCAGUCCAGGAGGUAGAAAUCACAGCGCCGGAGACGAUGGGGGACCGGAUCCUGGACGCCGUAGUGGUGGCAGCAGAGCCGCAAUCCAGCAACGGACUGAUGCAAAGCGGUGCUGGAAAGUUACCGGAAACUACUUUCCAAAAAACCCUCCAAGAAGUUUUAGAAGACGACGAAGAUAUUGAGCUCAUGUCAGGUAGCAUCUUAACUCUGCAACCUCAGACUGUCAAGCGCCCCAUGUCCCCCCAUAUCCCGGUUACCGAGGUCCGUUCUCAUCCCGUCAAGCGCCAGAAGCUCAGUUUUCUCCCGCCUCGCAAACUGACCUUUGCCCAAUCCAUAACAACAUUCAAUCCCGAGGAAGAUGCCGCACAGAUUGUGCAAAGGCUGGGAUUCGAUGUCGCAACAAUGUACCAUAAGAUUUUCCAUACUGUGUGAAUAUUCGGUAGAUUCAACGUUGGUCGUGUUUGGAAAUACGAGAAGCCGGCCCAUCGUUUGCUUUAAUUUAAAUGCACAGAAUUAGCAAUGUAAAACUCAACGUUUUUCAAAUAUAUAUUAAGGAAAAAAUAGCCAA